Molecule: messenger RNA, 1007 nt
Organism: Cherax quadricarinatus
Lineage: Eukaryota; Metazoa; Arthropoda; Malacostraca; Decapoda; Parastacidae
Source: RefSeq, a predicted model, not a curated record
CGUAAGUUUCAGUGACCCUUAAGACCUCACAUAAACAAAGGUAUAAAAAUGGAUCGCAAGGAACAUAAUGUAAGUGAUUCUGAAGAUGAAGACGCCGGUGACCUUCAUUCUUCAGAUAAAAACCAUAUAACUUCCCUGGUUUCUGAAGUAGAUCCACCUGAGGCUCUGCCAGUGAUAGAAGAUGGUAAAAAGAUUUUAUCCAAGGUAAUUGCAGAUUUCGAUGAAUAUAAUCAGGUCGGUGAGCCAGGAGCUCUCCAGAAUGAAGACUUGGAUUCUGACACAGAACUGUACCUGUUUGUGAUACCAUCUGAAUUGAUAAAUCCUUAUAGUUUGAUUAACAAAGAGGUUGUUAUUGGCUCCUCAAAAGGAAAAGACCUUAUCGUGGAAGAACAACAUUGCAGAAUUGUGACCUAUGAAAAUUCCUCGGUAGCAGACACUCCCACCCUUUUCUUACCUGAUGAAAUGGGCAUGUUACAUAUUGCUAACUCUGAGAUCAAGGGUCAAGUUCUGAUCAGAAGCCAACCCAGAAACCUCGUCAGUCAACCAAAAAUAAACAUAGAUGACCUUAGAUCGGUUCAGCACAAACCACCAGCAGAUAUUAAGGAGAGAAAUUUCUUGAGUAAUGCAGGUAAUGUAGCAAGGAAAAGGACAGUUGUCGAGGAAAACGACGGAGAACUGACUCAGGUUUCGAAAAGGAAAAAGAAGAAAAAGUUUGGUUCUCAGCACAGCAAUGAUGUCAGUCAGAUUGAGGAGGCUGAAGCAACUGGUGUCGAUUUCUCUCUAGAUGCUGCCGUGAUGCACAAAAACAAGGACAAAAAGUCUAGACACAAAAAAUGUAAAAAAUCACAUCAAGACUCCAGUGUAGAUAAUGAUUAUGAGAGUGAUGACAUGUUUUUAGAUUUACCAACGAAGAAGAAGAAGAAGAAGAAGAAGAAGUCUAAAAAAUUAGAUAAUACCAUGUAAUCUUUGAAUUUGCAAUGUAAGGAAAUAAAAUGCAAUUAUGAAUA